This is a messenger RNA of Yarrowia lipolytica CLIB122, 2157 nucleotides long. RefSeq lists its product as uncharacterized. Lineage: Eukaryota; Fungi; Ascomycota; Dipodascomycetes; Dipodascales. Gene Ontology annotation, molecular function: actin filament binding. The record is from RefSeq and is a predicted model, not a curated record. Gene Ontology annotation, biological process: actin filament organization.
AUGAGUGGAAGAUUCGUCCGAUCAUCGAAGUACCGACAUGUCUACGGACAGUCGACCAAGAAGGAGCUUUGCUACGACAAUGUGCGAGUGAGCAACAACGCUUGGGACUCUAACCUGCUCAAGGUCAACCCCGAGUACAUCUCUCUUAACUGGGAGGCUUCUGGAGGAGGAGCUUUUGCCGUCAUCCCCCUCUCCCACAAGGGUAAGCUGCCCGAUCAGAUUCCUCUCUUCCGAGGUCACACCUCUGCUGUUCUCGACACAGACUUCAACCCUUUCAACGACCAGGUGAUUGCCUCUGCCUCUGACGACGGCAAGAUCGGUCUGUGGAAGGUUCCCGAUGACUACCGAAUCGUCUACGAGCCUGAGGAGGAGAUUGAGGACGUUGCUCCCGUCGCCAAGCUCUCUGGCCACCAGCGAAAGGUCGGACACGUCAAGUUCCACCCCACCGCCAACAACGUGCUGGCCUCCUCUUCGGCUGACUACACUGUCAAGCUGUGGGACGUUGAGGCCCAGAAGGCCCACCAGUCUCUGGCCCACAAGGACAUUAUCACCUCCUUUGACUACAACCAGGACGGUACUCUGCUCGUCACCACUUCUCGAGACAAGCAGAUUCGAGUUUGGGAUCUCCGAACCGGCGAGAUUGUCAGCUCCGGCCCCGGCCACACCGGUGCCAAGAACUCGCGAGUUGUCUGGCUUGACUCUGACCGAAUCGCUACCACUGGUUUCUCCAAGCUUUCCGACCGACAGCUGGCUCUGUGGAACGCCUCCGACAUCGCUGCCGGACCCAUUGGCGGCUUCCGAUACCUAGACUCGUCCUCCGGUAUCUGCAUGCCCUUCUUCGACCACGACACCAAGACCCUGUUCCUGGCCGGCAAGGGAGAUGGAAACAUCCGAUACUACGAGUACGGCAACGACGACUUCUUCGAGCUGUCCGAGUACCAGAGCACAGACCCCCAACGAGGCAUUGCCUUCAUGCCCAAGCGGGCUCUCAACAUCAAGGGCAACGAGAUUGUGCGAGCCUACAAGACUGUCAAGGACUCCUACAUUGAGCCCGUUGGCUUCUACGUGCCCCGACGAGCCGAGACCUUCCAGUCUGACAUCUACCCCGACUGUUACGCCGGUGUUCCUUCCGUCGAGGCUGAGGAGUUCUUCGAGGGCAAGUCUGCUCGACCCUACGUUGUCGACGUUGAGAUUCUCUACGAGGACAAGCCCAUCACCAAGGACAAUGUUCAUGAGGCUGCCGAGGACAAGACGGAGCUCAAGAAGCCCGAGCCUACUCCCACUGCUUCCCCCGCCCUUGGUUCCAAGGCCUCCGAGCCCGUUUCCAAGUCUGCGGAGCCCAAGGAGGAGAAGCCUGAUCUGCAGUCUAAGGGCUCUUUCGGCACUUCCUCUUCUGCCUUUUCUGGCGACAAGGUCAACUCCAUGUUGGCCAAGGCCUCUGAGGAGGAGGAGCCCCGAAAGAAGGAGGACGAGAACAAUGACGAGUGGGAGAACUCCGGUCUGCUGGCCACCCGAAACCGUCUCGCAAAGACCGGCAAGAUCGAGCUCGUCCACCAGGCUGCUUCUGGCGGUAAGACUCUGACCGAGAAGGAGAUUGGCGCCAUGGUCAAGAGCGGCAAGAUCAGCUCUUCCGAGGGUGCCAAGGCCGUCGAGAAGGUCCGGGAGGAAGAGGCUAAGGAGGCCAAGGAGGCCGAGGACAAGAAGUCCGAGCCUGUCGAGGAGAAGAAGCCUGAGCCCGUUGAGGAGAAGAAGCCUGAGCCCGUUGAGGAGAAGAAGCCCGAGCCUGUCGAGGAGAAGAAGCCCGAGCCUGUCGAGGAGAAGAAGCCCGAGCCUGUCGAGGAGAAGUCCACUGAGAACGGAAAGGACGAGUCUGAGAUCAACCCUCUCCCUCUGCUCAAGGAGGAGUCUCUCCCUCAGACUGACUCUGCCACCACUGCUGCUGCCUCUUCCGGUGACUCUGACAAGCGAAUCUCUUCCCUGGAGGAGCUGGUGCAGUCUCUGGUUUCCCAGGUCAAGAGCCAGCAGGAGACCAUCCAGCAGCUCAGCAAGAAGCUGGAUGCCUGCACCGACUGUUGUGCCACCGACGCCGCUCCUUCCAAGAACGAGUGUGCCAACCGACCCGAGGGCGCCGAGCAGUGCGACAACUGUGAUUGCUAA